AUGACCAAGCUGCAGCUGCUCAACUCCUACCUGACGGAGCGGCUGACCGCGGUGGUGAAGGAGAUCCUGGACGUGGUGGAGGACACCGUCACCGAGUACCGGGAGGAGACCGCCAGGACCCGGCGGGAGAACGAGAGCCUGCGGAGGCAGCUGCGGGACAUCCUGCUGCUGGAGGCCGAGACCGAGUGGCUGAGGUCAACCCGGGCCAGUCUUGGUUUUGUGGUUCCGGAGCAGCAGCCCGAUGAUCCGGAGCGACGCCGCCCCGAGGAGCCGGACUCCACCCUGAACCAGCCCAGACAGCCCCCGGUCAGCGUCGCCAAACCUACACCUGAGCAGCUGCUACCUGAGCAGCUGCUGCCGGUGCACAGCGAUGCCCCCCCAGGACCUGUUCUCCUGCCGAGGGACCAGAACCCGGUAGAGCCCUGGGAACCAGUUCUGAAGGCCGACCCUCCUCCAGUGCUGCAGUCACACUCGGUCAUCAAGCUUCCCACCGUUGUGGACACUCCUGUUCUAAGGGAGGAGCCUCGGAUCAAAGCUGAACCUCAGGAGUUCAAGGUGAGCGAGUCGGACUGUCGGACAGCGAGCACCCACGUGGAGGAUUUCAGGAUCCGGGCGGACGCAGACCGGACGGUAGCAUCGGUGCAUCCAGAGCGACAGGAAGCUCAGCACAGCAGAAAGUCUUCUCAGGAGGCGACUGAUGACGUCACGGCUGCCGCCUACAUCCCUGAACUCGUCCACCGCUGCCCACGCUGUGGCGAAGCGUUCGGUCAGGCCGCCUCGCUGCGCCUCCACCUGGAGCAGAAGAGGAAGACGUACGCCUGCGACUGGUGCUGCAAGUCCUUCGCGCAGUCAGCCGACCUGCGGCGCCACUUGCGGACGCACACUGGCGAGCGGCCGCAUCGCUGCACCUUCUGCUCCAAGAGCUUCAGCCAGCGAGGAAACCUGCGACGACACCUGCGCAUCCACACAGGCGAGCGUCCGUACAGCUGUCCGUUCUGCUGCCGCACCUUCAGCGACGGCGACACCAUGAAGAAGCACAAACGUACGCACUCCGGCGAGAAGCCGUACCGCUGCGCUCAGUGCAACAAGACGUUCAGCAGCACCAGCGGCCUGCAGAUCCACCUGAAGAAGGACAUGUGCUUCGUGGCCAGCGCCUGAUUGGUUGGUUCAUACCUGCAGAUUUGUACGAAUAUGAUGCAGCUCCACAAAGAAGAGCUCAAAUAUCCUCUGACGCAGUGCAGCGACGGCCAAUCGGAAUCCAGGAUUCCAGCUGGAGAAGCUGGUUGUCAUGACGUCCGUCUUCCCGCCUCUCUGCAGCGCGUUUUCACAGUUUUUAAGUCUCAAAAACAAAGAAUUUGUGGAAACAAAUCCGCCGGAAACGUCAGAAAACAUGCCGACCAGUCAGAGAAGAACCGACCAAUCAGAGCAGAGGAUGUAAGCGUGACACCGCAGAAACUUUAAUGCGACAACACAAACCAGCGAGAUUUAAACACGUUUGAUUUCCACGUCGAUGCAGUUUCUUCCGGACAUCAGCACCAAGAUUCAGAGUAAAAAGUAGUCUACUAGAAGUAUUGUAGGUAAAGAAUUUGUUUGAUGAAAUGAACUUAUGAAGGUUUAAAACUGUAGUUGUCAUGGUCACGUGUUGUAACGCUGCAGUUUGACGUGUUUAAAGUCGCUGGUUUGUGCUGCAGCGGAUGAAGAACCUGAAUCUCUUCCUGCUGAGCGUCUUCAAAGCACUUUGAGUUUGUCCAGACGGGACGCGUUGGGUUUUACAGGCAGCUACACAGACAUCGUAUUUAUUUCUCUAUUUAUUUUUGGUCUGCAGACAGUUUGAUCCAGAACAGAGCAACUGACUCUUCCUGCCAUUUCAGUUUUUUUGCUUUCAUAUCAUUGAUGCAGGUCAAGGUUUCCUCUGUUUGUCCUUCAGCUGCAGCUUAAAUAUCAUCACGUUUCUCUGAGCUGCCAGUUUAUCGAGGAAACCCUCCAUCAUCAGGCAGGUCAGUGUUUCUACACACAGAAGUACCUUUUUUUUUGUUUUAUUUUUUAAAUCUCAGCAGGAGACUGUAGUAAAGAAUCUGGAAAAGGACAAAGAUGCAGGAACCAUGUUGUCAGAAGUACAGAUCUGAGGUGCAAUCAGAAUGUUAUGACAGUGUUUGUGGUCUGUGUGCAUUUUGUAUUGACAAAUGUUCCAGUUUGUUAACAUACUGUUGUGAACUAAAGUUUACACACUCAUGUAUAUCAUAGCAGUCUUGAGUUUCCAACGACUCCUAUAACUUUAUUUUCUACGAUGAAAUCAUUGAAACACAUGAAUCUUUGUUGUUUCAUAGAUUUAUUAUAGAUCUGCUGGAAAUAUGACGAUCUGCUGGGUCAAAAAUGCACAUUCAGCAACUCGAAUUAUCAGUUCUGAUGAUGUAGAAAGUUUUGUUAAUCAGAUGUUCUUAGGUUCAGUUUAAAUAGAACCCAUUUGAUCCACUCAUUAGGUUGAGCCACAAACACUAGAGUGGGGAAGUCUGAGGAGCUCAGCAGAGAUCUGAAACAGCGAAUCAUUGUUUUGAACAAGUCAAGAAAGUCCCCUGGAGAUAUUUCAGAGCAGCUACAGAUUUCAAAGUCAUCUGU
Messenger RNA from Stegastes partitus (bicolor damselfish), 2616 nucleotides. Its product is annotated as zinc finger protein 771-like. Gene Ontology annotation, biological process: regulation of gene expression. Lineage: Eukaryota; Metazoa; Chordata; Actinopteri; Pomacentridae. Gene Ontology annotation, cellular component: nucleus. Bases 1 to 1158 code for a protein of 385 amino acids. The transcript is spliced from 2 exons. The record is from RefSeq and is a predicted model, not a curated record.